Messenger RNA from Ceratosolen solmsi marchali, 4098 nucleotides. Its product is annotated as nascent polypeptide-associated complex subunit alpha, muscle-specific form. The annotation marks the transcript as partial. Lineage: Eukaryota; Metazoa; Arthropoda; Insecta; Hymenoptera; Agaonidae. Gene Ontology annotation, biological process: regulation of transcription by RNA polymerase II. Gene Ontology annotation, molecular function: transcription cis-regulatory region binding. Gene Ontology annotation, cellular component: nucleus. The record is from RefSeq and is a predicted model, not a curated record. The transcript has 12 exons.
AAACUCUGGAGUGAUGCCGAUCUCGUGAGUAUCGGUGAGCUUCAGCUGCUCUGGAUCGACAGUCGAGGACCUAAUACGCCCUUGGCCUCGCUGAGGCUCUACUUCCUGCCGGAGAACACACCGGAUGGACGUAGGGAUACACAUGGAGAGGACGAAGUGCUGACCAUCUCGGAGAAAGUGGUGGUGCGCGUUCACGAUCUUGUGACGUGGCUCUCGCCAUCUCUAGAAUGGUCCUGUGGUCGGGAGGUUUCCUACCCCUCGACGCCCUCCUCAUCGCCGGACAGCAGUCCGCAGCCCCAGGUGCUCUCGGACCCCGGUCUCGACUUCUCCGACGUCGAACGUCAUCAGAAGGAUCUCGAGACACUAGCAUCGGUACGCCGGGGUGACACAACUGGCCAGACCAAAGUCGUCGUCCUCUCGUAUCCGAGGUAUUGUCGCUAUCGGGCCCUCCUUCAGCGACUCGAAGGCUCCGAACCCUCCUGGCUCUGCUCCUCCAUAGCCGCGGCUCUUGGUGGCUUCACCGCCCUACCUGGCACCAGGGUGCUCUUCUGCAGGGAUACCUUCGAUUACCCGGACCUCGAGACGCACGAGCUGCUCUGCAAUCAUUUGGCGCCAAAAUUGAAAGGACGACCUCGGAGAAAGCGGAAAAAGCGUAGCGUUUCGCCGGGCGAGUCGAGCAACGAGAGCGAGGCCUCCGUCGCCUCCUCCGUAGCCGCUUCCUCCUUUAAGGGAUCGUCCUCGAGUUCCGGACAGUCGAGCACCAAUGCCAGUGGGAGGCCAACCUCCUCGGCCAUACGACGCAGCGAGCGCAAGACCAGCGCCGAGGAGAAGAGAUUCGUCACCGAUGUCCAGAGUUUCAUGACUUCUCGCAACACUCCCUUAGGCAAGAUGCCCCUACUGGGUUACAGGCAGAUUGAUCUAUUUCUGUUUUACACAAAAGUUCAAGAUUUGGGUGGAUACGAUAGAGUAAGUGCGAAUCGUCUUUGGAAAUUAAUUUAUGACGAAAUGGGAGGUAAUACGGGUUCAACGAGUGCUGCAACAAUAACAAGAAGACAUUAUGAGAGAUUGUUGUUGCCUUAUGAAAGGUGUCAAAAGGGCGAAGAGACGAAGGUUCGACCAAAUCAUGGAAGUAGGCGCAUUAAAACACCAAGUAUAUCAGACGUAUCGGAAGAUUCCAUUGAAGUAAAGAGAGAGAAUGAAAGUCCACCUCCUUCGGAGACGCCACCUCCAGUCGAAACAACUAAUUCUACUACAGUUACACCUCCUCCUCUACAGUCAAUUCUUGCAUCUUCGGCGUUCCUGCCUGGCGAGAAGCCACGCACUGAGAGCGGCAAGACGUCGUCGUUGCGCAGCGUGAGGGUAAAGCCCGAACGACUGAAGUCCCUGAAUACGAUAAUAGCGACCAGCAAUCCGGCGGCCGCCAGCCAGCAGCAGCAACUACCGAGCUCCCCAGGCUCCCUCCUUACCUCGACCACCUCCUCCAACACGACCUCCUCGUCAGGGGCCUCCUCACCCACGAGUACACCCCCAGCCUCGACCACGCCAACGAACGGCAGCCAGCACAGUGUCCUCGAGAGGCAGCUCAACAGCCCGCUUCUCACGCAACAGGUACCACCGUCGUGUUCACCACCAGGACUGCCUGUCAGUACUGUAGGAACUAAUGCGACGACUGUGGUAACGCUCACCCCACCUCCUGAGAAGGACAUGAAAGAGAUUAAGCUCGAUCCGAAGCAGACGAGUUUGUUGGCCCAAGGCAAGGAGAACAUACCCCUCUUUGAGGAGAAGAGUCCUAUAUUCGUGGAUAAACCAAACGCCGCACCGCGCUCGCCCGAGGUCAUCGAUCUCGAGACGGAGAACGAAAACGGCGCUAGGGAUAAGCUUAUCAUUCCAAGCUUUAAGAAGCGAAAGCUUGAAAUUCUUCGCGAGGGUGGACUCGAAGUUACGCCCGUUGAGUUGGAUGCCCGACCAAGUGUGAUUCAGCCGACAACGACGACGAAUGCGACAACAGCAGGAUGCUUAAGCGCCUCCGCGACGACGAUGGCCAGUUCCUCUACCGCUUCGUCACUAGUUACAGGCACAAUCGCGGCAACAAAUGCCACACCCUCGGCCCUAAAGCAAGAGGAGAAACCCACCGCGAGUGGCUCCUACGCUAUACCGCCGGCAACGGUCAUACCCAAACUCAUAAACGUGACGGUCACCCCGGACAUCGGUCGAAUGUUGCCCCGGUCCGAGGAACCGCGCGGUUCCGCCGUCUCGCCAAUUCGACCCCAUCCUAUCACCCCCGUAAAGCAGCAGCAGCAUCACCACCAUCAUCAUCAUCAUCAUCACCAUCAUCAUCAGGCGUUAACGAAUCAGGGCUCGCCGACCGGUCCGGGUGCCAAUAGCCGUGUCAUCAACCUUGGUAGUUCCAAUAACGCCACGCUGCUGCAGCUUUAUGCGAACGCUAACGUCCCCGUGCCGCACUCCUUGAGCGCGUCCGUCCAGGCGAAUCAGCGCUUCGUACCGCCCCCGCCUCCCAUGGCCAACGGUAGGUCGCUACUACCCAAGGUCACUCAAUCCAGAUCCAUCUUCGGUAAUAACGAGAGGAUGGUCUAUGGCAAUCCCAAGGACAUACUCGUCCCUCCCAAGUACAUACCAAAUGUGCUUGCGCAGCCGCACACGCCCAGAAAUCCGAGUGUUCUCUCGGCACCAAAUGUGCGAUGUGCCGAACCCUCCUCGGGUGGUGUCCUUGACCUCACUCAAAAGUCCACCGCCAGCGGCGAGAGACCGAGUUACGGUCGACCGAACCUGGAGAUCAUGAGGGUGCCGGUCGUACCCCGACCGAAUCCCCUGAACCUCGAGGCUCACCAUCGAGGUGUAAUGAAUCUUGGUAGCAACCACUGUAAGGAUUCGCCCGUCAAGGUACCCCCGCCACCACCACUGCCGCCCCCGUCUCCGUCGGACGCGACUACGGGGCGCAAAGGUCACUUCGUCGCUGGUAAUCUCGCGCCGAGUCCCGCUGGCUAUGCAAACGUCCUCGACAGUCGUACAAUGGCCACAAAUAAUCUGGAGAUUACCCUCGUCAGUCCCAAAAAGUCCGGCGGAGGAGCUAUCGUUGGCCCACCUCAGCUCAGCCCACCCUCUAGAAAUAAUAAUGUGUUGCCACCAACGUUGCCAAUGCAAAGGAGACAGCACCAGCAUCAGCACCUAAAUGGCAAGUUCCCGUCAAGACUGCCUUCAGAGCCGGUCUCGCCUUACACUCCGCGCAAGCCGCUGCCAUCGAGUGGCGGUGGCAGCCAUCACCCGGUGAUACCGAACGUGCCGAAUCUUAGCCAUUUGAACGCAAGCGCGGCCUCCGGUUACGUCAAAGGCAAUCAAACGGCCAGCUACCAGCAGAUGACGAUGGAAAAGAGAAAAUCGUCCCUUGAGUCGGCCGUUAGUAAUAAGGACCACCAGCGCAGGAUAAGCGAGGGUGACAAGGCUUCGAUGCAACAACAACGAAUCGAGUCCGGAACGUCGGGUUUAUCGUCGAAGCAGCAACAUUCGAGGGAGUCCGAGGCCAGCUCUAGGAGACACAGCGUGCCGAGCCUGUCGACGGGCUUCAUGUCGGGCAUGCCCCCGAACAGCCCGGCCUUCCUCGCUCAUCAGAUCGUCGCCGCGGCGAAUAAUGGCUCGACGGCCUCCCCAGCGGCUGCCGCGGCUGCGGCCGCAGCGGCCGCCGGAAAAUUCCUGCCCAUCCUCGACCCCAUGUACUACUCGGCCUUCUAUAACGGUCUCUUCCCCGGGCCCGUGCCCGCCAACGCUGGACCCAACCCCUUCCUGCCGCCCGAGCUCAGCGCCUACUACAAGGAGCUUCUCGCCUCCUCGUCCUCGUCGGCUUCCGCCCAACAGACGAGACUGCAGCACCAGCCGGCCGCCCCCACGUCCAAGUAGAGGAGGGUCAACUGCGCCACAGCGAUCUCAAUGCGUUCGUGAACGAUUUUACUUUAUUCAUUAAUAUUUUUGUUUGGGUUUUUUUUUUCUUUUUUUUUUUCUCCUUAAAUUUUCAAGCCACGACGAAAACUGUAUAUUAAGCGAUGCGUGUUGCUGUAUGUGUGUGUAAACUGCUCUUUUGCAGUG